AUGAUCCACCCCAAGAGACUUGCUCAGUUGGUGAGGAAGUGGCAAAGGGUCAAGCAGGUAGCAUCCAGAGACGACGAAGUAUGCUGCACGACAUCGCCAGUCGCAGAUAAAGGUCACUGUGCCAUCUACACGGCUGAUGGGAGGCGGUUCGAGGUCCCGUUGGAGUAUCUUGGCACGACAGUAUUUGGCGAGCUGCUAAGGAUGUCCCAGGAAGAGUUUGGGUUCACAUGCGACGGCAGGAUAACACUGCCCUUUGAUGCAGCAGUGAUGGAGUAUGUCAUGUGCUUGCUCAGUAGAAAUGCAUCGGAGGAAGUAGAGAGGGCGUUACUGAGCUCUGUAGUGAUGCCUUGCCAAUAUCUAAGUUGUACGGUGCCACAUGUAACGCUGCACCAGCAGCUUGCAGUUUGUAGCUCCUGA
Triticum dicoccoides is the source of this 417-nucleotide messenger RNA. RefSeq names its product auxin-responsive protein SAUR36-like. Gene Ontology annotation, biological process: response to auxin. The record is from RefSeq and is a predicted model, not a curated record. Lineage: Eukaryota; Viridiplantae; Streptophyta; Magnoliopsida; Poales; Poaceae. Bases 1 to 417 code for a protein of 138 amino acids. The transcript has a single exon.